Molecule: messenger RNA, 1248 nt
Organism: Dioszegia hungarica
Lineage: Eukaryota; Fungi; Basidiomycota; Tremellomycetes; Tremellales; Bulleribasidiaceae
Exons: 4
Coding region: 1-1248 (415 amino acids)
Molecular function (GO): protein binding
Source: RefSeq, a predicted model, not a curated record
AUGUCUACCCCUAGCGAACAGGAUGUCGCUGCUUGCAUCGGCAAGGUGCAGUCGACGCAGCCUACGCUGGGCGCCCUGAAGAUCUUGGCGAUCAUCAAGGAGGAUCACCCAGACUGGGCUCUGUCGGAGAAGCGGUUCAAAAAGAUUCUCAGCGCCCAAUCGUCAGAGAGAACUACGCUUGUCGCUCGUACGGGUAUCGAUCCUAGCAUCGAUGUGGCGAGCAUUGCGCCAAAGGUCGAGGUGAAGCUAUUCGGGAAGGGCAAGGGAAAGGGAUUGGUAGCGAGGACGAAAAUUCUGAAGGGGGAGGUGCUAUGGCAGGAGGAACCAUGGAUUGCGACCGCUGAUCAACAACUCGACGCCCCCUUGGCCAACAAGGCGAUGUGCACUACAUGUCUCACCCUCUUCCUCGAACCCUCUCCACCUCUAUCAAAACCGUGCCCGUCCUGCGAUUCGGCCCAUUUCUGCAACCGUCUCUGUUUAGGACGAGCCAAGGAGGCGGCAGCGCAUCACGACCUCCUCUGUCCCGGCGCCAACCCUAGCUGCUGGCCCCUACUCAAAUACAUACGCGAUAAUGGAGCGCGGCAUCUGGCGGCGGUAGCUCGGAUCAUUGCGCUAUGGCGGGGCGCAAAGGCGAGUGGGGACGUGAAGGAGGCGACUCGGAUAGAGAAGAGGGUGUGGACGGGGAUGGCAAGGAUCAAUCAGCUGGACAAGGAAAAGGAGCGGAGAGAGUGGUCGAUGGUAGCAGAGACACGGUUGGCUGAGCUCCAUCACACCCAUCAACUAUUAUUGCAAGCUCUCCACCCCAGCUCGCCCGACGCUCGCUUCCAAAAGCUCAUCCGCAAAACCACAAUAUCCGAGGCAGAGGUGGACCGCUGGUUCUCCUUCGACAGCUACCUAGAACUCCUCGGCCUGGCCGGCAUCAACCAGGAGUCGUCCGGCGGUCUGUACGCCCUCCAUGCGCACCUGAAUCACUCCUGCGAACCGAAUCUUCAGGUACGCAAUCUCCCCAAGACCUUCAAAGCGCCCAGCCCGGAUCAACUCCCAUGCGACCUCCCGCCCCCGAACCCAGCCGGCGUACGGGGUACAAAUCGUCUGACCAUCCUCGCGCGGCGCGAUAUCGAAGCGGGCGAAGAGCUCUGUAUACCCUACGUCAACUUUAGUCUACCGCGCGCGGAGAGGAGACAGGACUUACGGGAGGCGUAUGGCUUUUGGUGCCAAUGUCCGAAAUGUGUUCGCGAGGAUGUAUAG